GGACCAAUCGCUGGAGUGUAAUCGGGACGAGCGGAGAUGGAGGGAGAAUACAACUCGGAACGGAAUGCGCGCCUGACAAACGUCGGGAACAGUUCGCGCGCGUACAUUGACGCGUUAUCAUCUAUUUUUCUUUUAUCCUCGUACUCUCUACUUAUUUAUAUCCAUCUAUCUCUGUCAUUUACAUUCCAUCUCCGUCAUCUACUAACGCUCGCUCUCUUCGUCCAUUCAAGUUCUUGAAAACUCGUCUCGUCUGAUGACGAUGAUCGUUGAAAAAUGUUGACGAGCGUCGUCGUCGUGCCGCCGUCGACGUUGACCGUCGCUCGGAGUAUCGUCAGACGCGAAAAUUUUCUUUUCCAUCGAGGAAAAGAAUCCAACAGGAGGAUCUCGCUCGGUCUCGAAAUUAUCCAAAAGCAAAGAAAUUCAAUGUGAAUAUUCAGAUAUUCGAAUUGUUCUCUUUCUUACAAAACGGAAGACGCUUCAAGGAAAUAAGACAAACUCGGUGCUUGAAUUGUUAAGAACGGUGAAAGAGGAGGAGAAGGGACAUGAUCCUUCUAGCAAGAAACUUUAUAUAAAGUAAUUUUCACUUAGAACUUGAUACGCUAACAAACUCAACGGAGAACUACGUAUAAGACGUUGGAACGCAUAAUUUAUCGUGAAGAAUUAAUAUCAACCAAAGAAGAGCCAUUUAAACCUUUGAUUUUAUCUUUUUCGAGUCUUUAAGUUUGGAAAUUAAUACUUUUUUAGUGAUUCGACAAAAGCGAUUUAUUAUACUUUCAAUCGAUAAAUUUAUAUAAAGAAAGACAAACAAAUAUUUCUUUUCGAUAAGAGAGAACGAUUAAAUAUAAUAACGGAAAAGAGGAUGUAGCCAUAAUAAUGCAUAAUCGUAACGUCGAAGAUGUAGUUGCCUACCGAAAUGGACAAAUAUUGUAGAUAAAAAAUGGAUGGCCUCGAAAUAAGAGGCAGCACCUGGGAGCUCUGCAAAAUUAAGUACAAACAUUUUACGCCACCGCAUGGAGAGCUAUGGUGUAAUUCUGUUUGGGACUCGUUGCUUUGUUGGCCGCCGACGAAAGCUUUCAGCACUGUCAAGCAAAGAUGCCCUUUCGAGGAUGGUUUCGACACGACGAAAUUCGUGGAAAAGAAAUGUGGUUACAACGGACGAUGGGAAGGACAAAACGGAAGUUCGACCGGCGAAGAGUCGAUUCACGGAUGGGCGAAUUAUACGACCUGCCUGACGCCGGAAUUGUUUCGCCUUCAUGGAAAAGUUUAUACAAACCUGCAAGAAGGAGAGAUGAAAUUGGACAUAGCCGAAAAAACGCGCACUCUCGAAUUCGUCGGAUUGAGCAUAUCGUUGGUGGCUUUGCUCGCCUCUUUGACAAUUUUUUGUCGAUUCAGAUCCCUGAGGAAUACCAGAACAAGGAUACACAAGAACCUCUUCGUUGCCAUGGUCGUUCAAGUCCUAAUCAGAUUGAUCUUGUACAUAGACAUCGAAGUUUUGAGAAAGAAGACACCCGGCACGCAACGUGGCAUAGGAAAUACCCCGUUUCUCUGCGAAGCCACUUACGUUUUGCUGGAGUACGCUAAGACCGCCAUGUUUAUGUGGAUGUUUAUCGAGGGUCUCUUCCUUCACAACAUGGUCACCGUGACCGUCUUUCAAGAGACGUCUUAUUACCGUAUGUACCGAUUCGUGGGCUGGGGAUUUCCCGUCGUGAUAACGUUGAUCUGGGCCAUCGUCACAGCACUUUACUAUCAUCCCAAAUCGAAAUUUUUAAGAUGUUGGUCGGGAUACAAUUUGUCUUCCUACUUUUGGAUUCUCGAAGGUCCGAGAUUUGCCGUAAUACUGCUGAAUUUUUUGUUCCUGCUCAACAUCAUACGCGUGUUGGUGGUGAAACUACGACAAAGUCACACCAGCGAGAUUGAAAAAGUUUUAAAAGCUGUAAGAGCGGCCGUAGUUUUAUUACCCUUGUUGGGUAUCACCAACGUCUUAUUCAUGAUAGAAGCUCCAUUGGACAACGUUAAGAAAUUUGCCUUGUGGUCGUAUUCGACGCAUUUUCUUACGUCUUUUCAGGGCCUCUUCAUCGCGAUCCUUUAUUGCUUCCUCAACGGCGAGGUGAGACUAGCUCUGGACAAGACCAUCUCCGUCUAUCUUUUCCUAAGAGGAACGGACCUUCAAGCGAGAAGACAAUCGACUUACAGCGGUUGUCAGCCUUAUCGAAUAACCUCGGAACGACGCUCUGACUAUGGCAGUUCUUGCGAGUCUUCGACAUCUAGAAACAAGGCUGGCAUUAUAACAUCUCCUCGACCCAUUGAACAUCCAGCGAUGCCUUUGAACUUGACGACGACGACGAUGACGACGACAACGACGACGUCGACGACGACGACGACGACGAGGAAUCGUUUAAAGGGUACAUUAUCCAUAUUCACGCCAAUUUUAGAAAUAUCCUUUAAUACAUGA
Messenger RNA from Vespula pensylvanica (western yellowjacket), 2452 nucleotides. RefSeq names its product PDF receptor (gene Pdfr). Lineage: Eukaryota; Metazoa; Arthropoda; Insecta; Hymenoptera; Vespidae. The record is from RefSeq and is a predicted model, not a curated record. Gene Ontology annotation, biological process: cell surface receptor signaling pathway; adenylate cyclase-modulating G protein-coupled receptor signaling pathway. Gene Ontology annotation, molecular function: G protein-coupled peptide receptor activity. Gene Ontology annotation, cellular component: plasma membrane. The transcript has 14 exons. The coding region runs from base 938 to 2452 and encodes 504 amino acids.